AUGGGUGCGAAGCUGCAGUUCCUGGCGGCGGCGGGCGUGGCUUGGUGGUGGUGGGCGGCGGUAGCGCCAGCAAGCGUCUCCUCGAUCAACGUCUACCGGUCUCUGGAUUACUCUUAUAUGUGCUACUCCUUAUAUCCCGACAACGUCACUGUAGCCACCAUCUCCAGGAUUAGCUGCGCCGCCACCUGCUCUUCACAGCGCUGCGGCCUCUUCGGCUUCGAGGGUGGUGUGUGCACUUUGGGCAGUGUGGGCAUGGUACCUGCCGAUCCCCAGGACACAUACCUGUACGUUUUGGCUGACCCGUCUGCUGCCCGAGUCAGCACGCCCCUGCCUGUCAUUGGAAAGCCGGCCUUUGGCUCGAGUUUCUGGACAAGCCCCAGAGACCUAAUUCCCGAUUUGGCAGUGGACGGGUCGGAGGUCAACCCUUCCUAUUACCACUCGCACCCUACCGUAAGUAACCCCUGGUGGGUACUGGACCUCCAAGCCUGCCACCUGGUGAAUGAAGUGCAAGUUCAGCCGAAGGGGGGUGGCGGACACACCUAUCACUUCAAGUCUGUUGAGAUCCGCGUGGGCAUGGAAUUUGACAGCAGUCUGUACACUGACACUAGCAGUGACUUCAGCUCAUGGGCCUUACUGGGAACAUACGCUGGGCCUCCUUCCACACAGGAUCCAGUAAUUUUUUCAAGUAGCACAGGCUUGUUAGGCAGGUACAUAAGCAUCCAGCGACUUGAGACGUCCACUCCGUACCUCGUUCUCACUGAGGUCUGGGUUGGUACGCCUGAUGCAUCCCGCACGCCGCAGUUGGUACGCCUAAUGCUAGCUUGA
This is a messenger RNA of Penaeus chinensis, 825 nucleotides long. RefSeq lists its product as uncharacterized. The coding region runs from base 1 to 825 and encodes 274 amino acids. Lineage: Eukaryota; Metazoa; Arthropoda; Malacostraca; Decapoda; Penaeidae. The record is from RefSeq and is a predicted model, not a curated record. The transcript has 5 exons.